AAGAGAUAUGUAGUGUUUCACGCUGACAACGUGACAUAACCUUAUCACGAACGGUCACGCACGGAAACACAGUAUGGCGGUUUCGGUGUGCCAAUAGAUACUGUGCGGAGGCUGGUUUUUUUGAGGUUAUCUCGCAGUGAACGACGCUCGGCACAAUAGCCGUAAUAAUAAACGAUGAACUCUUCCAACCGCGUCCGUACAAUGUGGCCCGAAAGUUUAAUCUACGCCGGUUCUUUGGUCUUGAUUUAUGUCUCGACCGUUGCCGGCGAAAUCGAAUUGCGUUACAACGAAAAAGUUCAAUUAGUUGUGACUACAACGAGAGGGGAGGAAUUUGUAUCAGAGAAGCCAGAAGACAAGUUAGAUUUUUUACACGCAUUUAUAGCUUCCUUAUCGGUCAUCGUGGUAUCAGAGUUGGGUGAUAAAACUUUCUUUAUUGCUGCCAUUAUGGCAAUGAAGCAUCCAAGAUUGACAGUAUUUGUUGGAGCCAUCGGUGCACUCGCACUGAUGACUAUUCUAUCAGUCGUGUUUGGAUAUGCAGCUACAAUAAUUCCUCGUGCGUACACCUAUUACAUCUCCACUUUGCUCUUUGCCCUGUUUGGAUUGAAAAUGCUACGAGAUGGAUACUACAUGUCGUCAACAGAGGCGCAAGAAGAGUUAGAGGAGGUCCAAUCAGAUUUAAGAAAAAGAGAGGAUGAGUACGAAAAGGAGACAGCUAGUACCUUGGUUCAAGAUCCCGAGACGGGCGUUAUACGAAAAACCACAAAAACCAGUGCACUCAUGCUGCUCUCCAGGAUAUUUCUCCAAGCAUUCAGUCUAACUUUCCUUGCGGAGUGGGGCGAUCGCUCUCAACUAACGACUAUUAUCCUCGCGGCGAGAGAGGAUGUCUAUGGAGUUAUACUGGGUGGAAUAUUAGGCCAUUCUUUUUGCACAGGCUUAGCAGUAUUAGGAGGACGUAUAAUAGCACAGAGAAUUUCCGUUAGGACAGGUAAUGUUAAAAAUCGGUUACCUUAUGACACCACGCGAUAUAUAUUUUAUAUUCAAUUUAAAAUAAAUUUUAUAUUUAACGGUAAAAAUAUAAUUAUAUUUUGUAUUUCUAAUCUCGGAACUUUUCAGUAACCAUUAUUGGAGGAUUCGUGUUCCUACUAUUCGCCCUGACAGCGCUCUUCGUCAAUCCUGUGGAGGACACCUGAGCGUCGUCUCCGUUCAUGAAUUCCUUCAUUGUGCGAAGAUAUCAGCGGUGUAGCUGCAUUUUGAACUCGCGGACAUUUCGAAACUGUAUAUAUUGUGUGUACUUGUGUAUGAUUCUAUUCCACAGUAUAUGUGACGGCGAGAACUGCCUUUUUAAUAUUGAUAAGAAAUUAUAUAUAGGUGAGAAAGUGAAAGAGAGGUUCGAGAAAACCUAUUAUUAUAUUGAGCUUUACACGGCGCUGGAGGACGAUACGACCUUGAGAGAAUGAGUUUUUAUUCGUUUGGACGUUCGUUGGGAUAGCAAUUAGAUUCGUUAGGAUAGCAAUUAACGAUAUCCAUGCGCCAGUUAGUAUAGAAGUUCUCGAGAUCCGACAGUAACUUGCCGAAUUUGUACCUCAUUCAUCGACUUAUGUCCAAGUUGUAUUAUUCAAUUGUACUUCACAUGAACAUAGUUUUUAUCAUUAAUAGAAUAUUUAUACAUGCUGUCUGUAAGAUACCGAAAAGAAAGGAAAAGAAAUAGUUUUAUAUGAUGCAUAUAUAUAUACAUAUAGAGAGAGAGACAGAGAGGGGGGAUAGAUAACGUGUAUUACAUAACGAUAACAGAACAAAAAGGAUUAAUUCAGGAUGUCUUGCACAAAUGUACCAUUAAAGAUAGAAUAAUAUAUAGAUUAUUUGUUCUUAUUUAUUCUUAUAAGAAUAAAUAUGAAAUAUCGUAAGAGAGUUUGUUCACUUUCAUAGAAAGUAGAGUUCUAUGAAACUUGCGCGACGCAACGUAUCGAGUAUGAAAAACCGAUCAAGCAAAUUCUCCAUUUGGAAAAAUCUGUUUACAUCGGAUAUUAUAAGAGCGCUGGAUUAAAAUUAAAGUAAUAUUAAAUUAAUAUGAAAUUAGUGUUUAAAAAAAGAUUAUUCUCAACGUAAGCUCCUAACCCUGCUGUUUCGUUCGCAUCUUAUAUACGUUUAGUGCACUACGUUUUCUUAGUAUCGUAAAAAAUAUCUAUUCAAAGUAGAAAAUCGAUAGUGGUGUUAAAUUUCAAGAUGUUAGAAGCAUCCAAUCGUUAAAUUGUCGCGUAUUAAGAAUGAAAAUCGAUCAAAAAAAUUCGAGCGGCGGGGUUAAUAUUAACCUUAUUAAAUUAAUAUACUUUUUCUACAUAUAUAGGGUAGUUUACGUUAAAAUUAAAUGAGUAUUGGAAAGAUACAAGCCGAGUAAAUUGACGGUUAAUGGCACAGGGAAAUGUUACUUGAUUUUGUGCAGUUUUCCGUAGAACACAUGUUUAUACAAUUUUCUCGAAUAUCCUUCUUUUAUUAAUUACGUGUGUACGAUAUAUACAUGUUCUAUUUACACUACAGAAUAUAAGUCUUCAGAAAGCGAUAAGUUCUCAAAUGUAGCAACGAGUUGAUUCGUGUACUGCAUUAGAUAAAGGGGUACUCUGAUAGUAAAGCCUUUUAAUCUGGGUGACUCGCUUAAGAGUAGAUAAUCGCUGUGUUCCUUUUCUUCUCUCUUUCCUCUGCACCAAUAAUAGAAAGGUAGAUAUACUUGUCGACGGGGAGCCGCAAAAAUCUCGUAACUUCACUUUAGGCACGAGUACGCACACAAGUGAAACGAAACCUUCAUAGAGGAAUGAUCUAUCUAACUCGAUGUUUCAACAAAAAUAUUAAGUAGAAUGGGGAAAACAUUUGUGUAACAUUUUCACAUACAUUUUAUUUUCGUAAUGUUCUUUAUUCUUGCCGCAUUCUCCUUCAUUCGUAAAUUAUUAUAAUGUAAUUAUCAAUUAUUUCUACUUAUUAUAAUUAGUUACAUUAUUUUUGUACUCGAUCCACAAUAAUCAAUCUGUAAGAGUUAAAUCAGUAGUACUUAACAAAAAAUCAUGUAAUAUUUAACUUACAACAAAUCGAACAAGUGGUUAAUUCGUAAUGAUCGAGUAAUCCAUACAGGUGAAAUUGUGGGAUCAAUCGCGUGUAACCGCGCGAUUGAUUAGUUCGCAAACAUUUAAUUUGGUCAAUUUUUGCAACUGGUACCGGACAAAUCAUACGGGACAAUUUUUUUUUUACACACAGCAAGAUCUCGGCGUGAAAUUUUAUUCCGAGCUUCUUCGAGUUACGAGUUUUAUGCGGCUCAACGGCAAUCAUUACAUUGAGUUUAAUAAGCAUCGGUGACGAUGCUAAUUGCUACGACCGGUACGUAUCAUACGGUCUUAUUAAUAAAUACUAACUGGGGUAUGACAGUUUUGCGUCUCAAUAGAUAGACAGGUAGCCGUUGCUCUCGGGAAAGCUCCCCUCCGUACGCUCUGUUGCCGCCCGUGUGAGAACGAUUUCUACGGAAAAGGUGGAUAUUUGUGCCUCCGCAAAGCUAAUAUUUCAUCCUCUGCAGGUAUCGUGCAAAAUUUGAUUAUUUCUCACUUCUCAGGCCUAUCGGAGAAACACUACGAAAAGCUCGAUUCCAAGUUCAGCACAGAGGCAUGCAAGGGAAUCAUUUUUAAUCGCACAGUUGGUGCUUUUUUUUUUUGAAGCUCCACGACAGUUGAGAAACCCAGUAGGUAUCACCAGCCGAUGGUCGAUCUUGUGACGUAUCGUCACCUGAGAUAUUUCCUUGUCAUACGGCGUUGUUUGGAGAUUAUUCUCGCGAACAAGCGGGGGAGCAUCCUCGACGAAAGCAAUGGCGGAAAUACCAACGCGAGACUUCAAUCUCCGAAUAAUAUCCCAAACGGAGAGAAUUUAUUUUCGGAAACGACGUAAAACGCGAAAUUGCGAAAUCAGGUGCUGCGACCGACGGUGACGCGUGCGCGAUUACAAUUUUACUCGAAUCGCGCCUUUCGUAUACUUAUACAUGUUAUAUGCGCGUAUGUCUCGGUACGUGGGUGUAACUUCGGAGGCGUAGGUCCGGCGAUAUAAUGGGAAAGGUUCGCGCGAACAUUUCAACCUAUCCGACUAUAUUUAACAUAUUAUUAUUAUUAAUCAAAAAAUUAUCUAAUGAUCAUAUUAACGUUAAUACCCAGACGGAUAUUAAUAUCCGCAGCGCUUUCGGGAGAACCAAGUGCGAGAUGAUUACUCUGAGAGAAGUUAGAAGCGAAUAAAUUAAAUAACGUAGAAAUGGGUGAAAAGAACUGAAGACAUUCACACGAACCUUUCGAUUAUUCUCUUCCCAUGCUGAGUUCGCUUGAUAAAUAUCAAUAUCCGCAGCGCUUUCGAAGUGCGAGAUGAUUGCUCCGAGAGUGUUAGAAGCGGAUAAAUUAUACAACGUAGAAAUGAGUAGAAAAAAAGAAACUGAAGAUAUUCGCAGGAUUCACUUGAAAAAUACCAAUAUCCGCUUUCAGGAGAACGAAGUGCGAGAUGUUAGAGAAGCGAGUGUUAGGAGCGAAUAAAUUAUACAACGAAGAAACGCACGAACCUCUUUCGAUUAUUCGCGCUGAAUUCCCCCUGAAAAGUCGUACAUCCGCGCAUUGAAGAGAGCACUCUGUGCGACGAUCAAUCUUAUACAAUUAGUAACAUUAUCAACUAUACAUAACUACUGUACGCGGGGGAGAGAACAAACAUUAACAUUAGCACGCAACAUAAUAACGUGUUGUUACACAGGCAGGCAGCUGCUAUUGUAAUCGGAACGCAGGAUGUGUAUAACAUAUAUCGUUCGUUUCGGUACGCGUCUAACGGCACAGUUCGCUUGUUCUCUACACGAUUUGCUCGCUCGUAAGCGCCGUCUGCCAAGGGCAAAUCGUGCGAACGCGAACACCACUUGGAGUCGACUCGGCGCGGAUAAGCAACGCGCGUCUCUCUUCUUUCGCGCGAGAGGCGUUUAGCGGGGAAAAUCGGGGCGAGAUUUGUACUCGAAGGAUCAACUGGUCCACUCGCUUCGACGGAAACACAGUGUUGUAAGGGUAAAAAGANGGGGGGGGGGGGAGAGAGGGAAUGUGGAACGUCUUGAGACGCAAAUGAGAACGUCGAACGAGAGUAUGCUCGCGUAUAUGUAUAUUAUAUAUAUAUAUAUAUAUGUGUGUGUGUAUAUAUAUAUAUCGUGUCACUUACCUAAUUUUCAUAUCAAGCGCGCGAUAUCGUUCAUGGUGGGUUCGGC
Dinoponera quadriceps is the source of this 5251-nucleotide messenger RNA. Its product is annotated as transmembrane protein 165. Gene Ontology annotation, cellular component: Golgi apparatus. Bases 175 to 1116 code for a protein of 313 amino acids. The record is from RefSeq and is a predicted model, not a curated record. Gene Ontology annotation, molecular function: manganese ion transmembrane transporter activity; calcium ion transmembrane transporter activity. NCBI's taxonomy places the organism in Eukaryota, Metazoa, Arthropoda, Insecta, Hymenoptera, Formicidae. Gene Ontology annotation, biological process: Golgi calcium ion transport; manganese ion transmembrane transport; Golgi calcium ion homeostasis. The transcript has 5 exons.